Zonotrichia albicollis (white-throated sparrow) is the source of this 287-nucleotide messenger RNA. Lineage: Eukaryota; Metazoa; Chordata; Aves; Passeriformes; Passerellidae. The record is from RefSeq and is a predicted model, not a curated record.
UGCCCGAGUACCAGGGGGAGCCGGACGAGAUCUCGGUGCAGAAGUGCCGCGAAGCCGCCCGCCAGGUUCAGGGACCUGUUAUAGUAGAGGACACCUGCUUGUGCUUCAAUGCCCUGGGGGGCCUCCCAGGACCCUACAUAAAAUGGUUCCUGGAGAAGCUCAAGCCAGAAGGGCUGUACAAGCUGCUGGCUGGCUUUGAGGACAAGUCUGCCUACGCGCUCUGCACCUUCGCCUUCAGCAGCGGCAACCCCGAGGAGCCCGUGAGGCUCUUCAAGGGCCAGACCCAC